AUGUCCAGUGAGGUUGCUUUAAAGUGCAGAGCAAGCACCAGAGCUGCUGUGCUGCUGCUGAGGGCUCUGGUGCUGUUGGGGAUUUCCUUUCCUGGAAGCACUCACCACAUCCCUGCAGGAAUGGCACUGCACCUCUGGGGGCCUUCUCCACCAGCUGUGCUCCUGCUCCUGUCCCUGCUGGGUCUGGCUGCUGCUGGGAAGCUCCUGGUGACAUCGGUGGAUGGGAGCCCCUGGUUCAGCAUAUGGGAGGGCCUGGACAUGCUGAGGCAGAAGGGACACGAGGUGGUCGUGGUGGUACCUGAAGUCUCCGUGAACGUCAAAACAUCAGAGAACUUUCUGGUGAAAAAGUACCCAGUCUCUUUCACACAGGAAGAUAUGGACAAUGCAGUCAAAACAAUGUUUCAUAUCAUAUUUGAAGAUGGAUCUUUUCUGGAAAGAUAUUUUAAAGUAGUGGAAAAUAUGAAAAUAAUCUCUGAUUAUAUUGUCUCCAGCUGUGAACAGCUCUUGCAAAACAAGGAGCUCAUCAGGUACCUUGAGGAGAGCAAGUUUGAUGCCAUCCUUACAGACCCUGCAAUACCUUGUGGGGUGAUCCUGGCAGAGCACCUUUCACUGCCUUCUGUCUAUUUCUUACGAUCAAUCCCGUGUGGGUUUGAUUCUGAAGCCACUCAGUGUCCCAAUCCCCCUUCCUACGUGCCCAGGAUGUUUUCAGACCUGACAGACCAAAUGACCUUUUUCCAGCGGGUGAAGAAUCUUCUCUUUGACACCCAAAACCUUUUCCUCUGUGAUUUUGCCUUUGAACCCUACUCAAAACUGGCUUCAGAAUUUCUGCAGCGCGAGGUGACUGUGCACGAUCUCUUCUGGAAGGGCUCUGUUUGGCUCCUGAGGGUGGAAUUUGUGCUAGACUACCCCAGACCCUUGAUGCCCAACAUGAUUCCCAUUGGAGGAGUAAACUGUGCUCACAAGGAGCUGCCUCAGCUCCUGGUGGUGCCAGUGGAUGGGAGCCACUGGCUGAGCAUGCGAGAGGUGGUGGACAUGCUGAGGCAGAAGGGACACGAGGUGGUCGUGGUGGCACCUGAAGUCUCCUUGCACAUCAAACCAUCAAAGAACUUUGUGAUGAAAAUGUACCUGGUCCCCUACAAACAAGACGACUUAGAUAAUGCAUUCAAGGCAUCAGUCCUGUACCCUCUCACCUCUAAAGUGUGCUCUGCCUUUGCUGUUUUGAUUUCACGUAUUCAGAGCCAUUUUGUAUGA
Messenger RNA from Haemorhous mexicanus (house finch), 1251 nucleotides. Its product is annotated as UDP-glucuronosyltransferase 1A1-like. The transcript has 4 exons. NCBI's taxonomy places the organism in Eukaryota, Metazoa, Chordata, Aves, Passeriformes, Fringillidae. The record is from RefSeq and is a predicted model, not a curated record. The coding region runs from base 1 to 1251 and encodes 416 amino acids. Gene Ontology annotation, molecular function: UDP-glycosyltransferase activity.